GUGGCAGCGUGAGGAGAUGGCGGCCCGCGGCUCCGCGAAGCGUGGGGCAGGUGCUGGUGCGGCCCGCGGCUCCGAGCCGCAGGAGGAGCCACCGCCGCCGCUCCAGGCCGUGCUGGUCGCCGACAGCUUCAACCGCCGUUUCUUCCCCAUCUCCAAAGACCGUCCGCGGGCUCUUUUACCUAUGGCAAAUGUGGCCAUGAUCGAUUACACCUUGGAGUUCUUAACAGCAACUGGAGUAGAAGAAACCUUUGUUUUCUGCUGUUGGAAGUCAGCUGAGAUAAAAGAGCAUUUACAAAGGUCCAAGUGGUGCCGCCACACCUCUCCCAACACAGUGCGCUUUGUGACUUCGGACCUGUACCGCUCCCUUGGUGACGUGCUGCGAGAUGUUGAUGCCAAGUCCCUUGUUCGUUCUGACUUCAUUCUUGUCACUGGCGAUGUGGUAUCCAACCUCAAUGUAUCCAGAGCCUUGGAAGAGCACAGGCUGCGUCGCAAGAUGGAAAAGAAUGUUUCUGUGAUGACGAUGAUUUUCAAGGAGUCCUCACCUGGUCACCAUGCCAGGUGCAAAGAGGAUGACAUUGUUAUUGCUAUGGAUAGUGCCACAAACCGUGUCCUUCACUAUCAGAGAACCCAGGGGCUGAAACGCUUCCGCUUUCCUAUGAGUCUGUUUCAGAACUCUAUUGAGAACGUUGAGGUGCGCCACGAUUUGCUGGAUUGUCACAUCAGCAUCUGUUCUCCACAGGUGGCUGAGCUUUUCACAGACAAUUUUGACUACCAGACACGGGAUGACUUUGUGCGUGGUCUGUUAGUGAACGAGGAGAUCCUGGGGAACCAAAUCCAUAUGCAUGUAACGACAGAAGAGUAUGGUGCUCACAUAUGCAACCUACUAAUGUAUGAAGCUGUGUGCUCUGACAUCAUCAGGCGCUGGGUUUAUCCUUUGACUCCAGAGAUGAACUUCAGUGAUGACAAGAAUCAGAGUUAUACCCAUUCUAAACACAACGUUUACCGGGGAGUGGACGUUAGCCUUGGUCAUGGCAGCAUGCUGAAAGAGAACGUGCUCAUUGGGCAGGGAACAGUCAUUGGCAGCAACUGCUCAAUAAUGAACAGUGUUAUUGGGCAGAACUGUAGGAUAGGUAAUGAAGUCACGUUGGAUGGAGCUUUUCUUUGGGAUGGAGUACACAUAGCAGAUAAUGUGCAGAUCCAGCAUUCUGUUAUCUGUGAUGAAGCUGAAGUGAAGGAGAAAGUAAAGCUAAAACCUCACUGUGUCCUCUCCUCACAGGUGGUGGUUGGUCCUGACAUCACUCUUUCGGAGGGCACAGUGAUCUCUCUACACCCACCAGAUGAGGAGGAGGAGGAUGACGAUCAGUUUAGUGAUGAUUCUGGUGUGAACAAGGAGGAGAGCAAAGUGAAGCUGAAAGGCUACAACAAAAAGGAUGUGGGCUCAGAAGGCAGAGGCUAUCUCUGGAAAGCAGAUGACAAAAAUGAAGAUGAUGAAGAGCAGAGACAGAGUCUAUGGGGCCCAGCUAUGCUUUCGGAAGAAGAGAGUGAGUCAGACAGCGACCUGAGCAUGGGCUCUGAGGAGCCAGACAGUCGGGCAGCGUCCCCUCAGCUAGACGACAUCAAAGUUUUCCAGAAUGAGGUUCUGGGUACAUUACAGAGGGGUGAAGAAGAAAACAUUUCCUGUGACAACUUGGUCCUGGAAAUCAACUCUCUCAAGUAUGCAUAUAACAUCAGUCUGAAUGAGAUGAUGCAGGUGCUCAGUAAAGUGAUUCUGGAGUUCCCGUUACAGCAGCUGGAUGCAAACCUGGACUCCCAGAACUAUUUCUCAGCAUUACUUCCUCUGUUGAAGAACUGGACCCCGUUGUUUAAGAACUACAUAAAACGUUCGUCAGAUCACUUGAAUGCCUUAUUUGCCAUUGAGGAAUUCUUCCUGGAACACGACAGUCUUUGCACAUCAAUAGCUAAAGUGUUGAUGACGUUUUACCAGCUGGAGAUUCUGGAAGAAGAUGUAAUUCUCAACUGGUUCUCUCUGCGGGACACAUCUGACAAGGGGAAGCAGCUUCGUAAAAACCAGAGGCUUCAGAAGUUCAUCCAGUGGCUGGAGGAGGCAGAAGAAGAGUCGUCUGAUGGCGACCAAGACUGACGUGGUGACUUGGCAUGAGAAGAGGCACUCUCACUGCCUUUCUGGGCUGAGUGGGCAGGGCAAGAUCAGUGCCAGUGCAUGGUGUGUAGUUGUGGGGCCUGACAUCAAAGUGACUGACAAUCCCAUCACUAAUUGUGUUGUGCAUUCCCAACUUUGCCACUUCCCUCCCUCCCUGCCACCCUUGCUUGCCUAGUGGCACGUUACGUUGGAUGGUUGCAGCACAGUGUAAAAACAAUAUGGGAAAAGCAGGAGGCAAUGACAUCUAGAAUCCCUGUGGGGCCUGGAUACGGUGCACUGUAAGCUAUCUUUUGGGAACUCCUUGUUACUAAUGCAAAGGGAGCAAAUAAAUGCAAAUGCAUACAACAUCCUUGUAAAUCAAACCAUUUGGGUCAUGGAAGAGUGGUCAUACAGCCCAGUUAUUGGGAGUCAUUGCUUCUGGAGCUAAGAGAACUCCUGCUGAAGAGACACUGGCAAGGUUGGUAAGUAGAAGCAUGUGGAUUAGGAUCUGGAGUGCGGGAGUGGGAUUCAAGAGUUCCUGUGCCUUGAGAAGAUGCAGUUAGUUGUUUUAGGAUGCCCAAGGCACUUUGCAGUCCAGAAGGCGUUUGUGAUCUUUACAAAAGGGAGAACCUCUUGCCAUCUGCUGUGCCAGUAUCUAAAGAAGGGUUGCACGGCAGAGUUGGUAAUAUCAUGUGUGUCCCCUUUCUUUAGAACAGGGGAUGGUGUAAACUCAGCUCUCCUAACAGGGGUUGGCUAAUAGCAGAUGCACGCUGCUCAGUGAAAUGCUGUACAGUUUACUACAUCUUUGGUGCGAUCUGCCUUCUGCAUGUCCCCAGCUGAGCAGACACGUUGUUUUAGCAGUGUCUGUUUCUUUGUUGGUUUACUUUUUAACAAAAAGCGAGCAGAGAUGCCUAGCUCCUCCUGCUGCACAGCUACGCCUGUGUUUUGCUCUGUGGGCACUGACUGAACCAGCUGCUUUCAGGGGCAGCUUCUGUUCAUUAGGUGGAUUAUAAAUUGGGUAUUCUGACCUUGCCUCUGCCCCUUCAGGAGGAGCAUGGAAUAAACCCCGUGAGAGGGAGGGGAAAUAAGCACUGGAGCUGCCCGCUCAGGAUCUUUACUUGGCCGUUCCAUGGUGCCACAAACGUCAGUGAGGGGACAGCAGUGGAUGCUGGAGGCUGGGGGUGCUGCCUCUUCCAAACUGAUGCUGCAGGGCCAUCUUGUGCACUCACACUACCAGUUGCCAGGAUUGUGCAUAACUGCUUGUUUUCUACAGUGCAAACUCAGCCUUGUAAAUGUUGGGGAAAUGGUAUCUGAGUUUUCUGUAUCUGCCGUUAUUUAAUUCAGGGAGCAAAUAAAAACUAUGCUGGUGAUA
Messenger RNA from Lagopus leucura (white-tailed ptarmigan), 3509 nucleotides. It is a transcript of the gene EIF2B5, whose product is annotated as eukaryotic translation initiation factor 2B subunit epsilon. Gene Ontology annotation, biological process: biosynthetic process. The transcript is spliced from 16 exons. The record is from RefSeq and is a predicted model, not a curated record. The coding region runs from base 17 to 2140 and encodes 707 amino acids. NCBI's taxonomy places the organism in Eukaryota, Metazoa, Chordata, Aves, Galliformes, Phasianidae. Gene Ontology annotation, cellular component: eukaryotic translation initiation factor 2B complex. Gene Ontology annotation, molecular function: translation initiation factor activity; guanyl-nucleotide exchange factor activity; translation initiation factor binding.